UGAGGUCGCUGCUUUGGCUGCUCUGGCACGUCUGGCGUUGGGUGGGCGGCAUCUCUGCGCCCACAUGAACCAGUGGCAUUAUGGCCGAUACAGUCGGGGCCGGGACUUUACUGCCCGUGCCCCACCCAAGAAGAAGGGCAAAAACCAGAUCCCGGAAAGGUGGAAAGACUAUCUCCCAGUUGGGCAACGGAUGCCUGGGACUCGUUUCAUUGCUUUCAAAGUUCCUUUGCAAAAAAAAUUUGAAGCAAAGCUUAUGCCAGAAGAAUGCUUUUCUCCUUUGGAUCUCUUUAAUAAAAUUCAAGAACAAAAUGAAGAACUUGGAUUGAUAAUCGAUUUAACAUAUACUCAGCGCUAUUAUAAAGUAGAGGAUUUGCCAAAAACUAUUUCUUACAUAAAAAUUCUUACAGUUGGUCAUCAGGUACCUGACAGUGGCACUAUUUUUCAGUUCAAAAGUGCAGUUAAAGAGUUUUUAAAGAGAAAUAAAAACAAUGACAAACUUAUUGGUGUCCACUGUACCCAUGGCUUAAAUAGGACUGGCUACCUCAUUUGCAGAUAUUUGAUUGAUGUAGAAGGCAUGAGGCCAGAUGAUGCAAUUGAAUUGUUCAACAGGUGCCGGGGACAUUGCAUAGAAAGGCAGAACUACAUCGAAAACCUGCAGAAACGUCGUGUCAGAAAGAACCAGAAUGCUAGUGCAUCUAGAUCAGGUGGUCUUGAAGACUCAGCACAUCUUACAGAACAAGUCCACACCACUAACAAACCUGUGAACAAAGGACCUAAGAAAAGCCGACGUGGUGGUCAUCUGGAAUCGUCCCAGCAUGUUCAGACCCAGAGCUCAGCGUACUCAUUCAGAAAAUGGUCACAAAAUCAGAGUGUUUACCAGAGAGGCUUCGUCCCUCCUCCCGGUCCAGCUGGAGAGGACUAUUCACAGAGAAGAUUCUUCUGGAGCAUGAGACCAAAUGGCAGUCAAGCAACCCAUCAUAAGAAAUGGAUUGCUGCUAGUUACCAGAGACCUUUCUACCCAGCCUCCUGGGAAUGGAAUGUGUGACACACUGUGGCUGAACUGUCAUAGGGGCCACCUGAGAUCAGAGCUGGAUAGAAGACAGCUGGAUGACUGUUAAUAAAAUCAGGUCAAAA
Molecule: messenger RNA, 1134 nt
Organism: Rattus norvegicus (Norway rat)
Lineage: Eukaryota; Metazoa; Chordata; Mammalia; Rodentia; Muridae
Gene: Dusp11
Product: dual specificity phosphatase 11
Exons: 9
Coding region: 65-1045 (326 amino acids)
Cellular component (GO): nucleus; nuclear speck
Molecular function (GO): hydrolase activity
Source: RefSeq, marked provisional